Vanessa tameamea is the source of this 5883-nucleotide messenger RNA. It is a transcript of the gene Als2, whose product is annotated as alsin. Bases 264 to 5054 code for a protein of 1596 amino acids. The record is from RefSeq and is a predicted model, not a curated record. Gene Ontology annotation, biological process: endosomal transport; regulation of GTPase activity. Gene Ontology annotation, molecular function: guanyl-nucleotide exchange factor activity; small GTPase binding. Gene Ontology annotation, cellular component: intracellular membrane-bounded organelle; cytoplasm. The transcript is spliced from 9 exons. NCBI's taxonomy places the organism in Eukaryota, Metazoa, Arthropoda, Insecta, Lepidoptera, Nymphalidae.
UCAGCUGUCAAACCUCUAACGUCAACCCAUUCCUAGUAUUCGAAAUUAAUCAUUACCAAUUUUGCAUAAUAAAUAAAAUAUUAUUAUCGAACGUUUUCCUGAAUCAAUUUGUCUUUCAUAUAUCAAUAAUACAAUAGUGAUCUUGUAUAAGAUUGUCACUUCAUUAUGAACAUGACUUUUGUUGUGAGAAAAUAAAUAAUCGCCUUAAUUGGUCAUAAUGAUCCGCCUAGUUUCAGUCAAAGGAAGGAGAAAGUGUUCAUAAAAUGAGUCAACAUAAGUUCUGGAGAGGUAUAACAACAUUAAAUAUACCCUCUUUGCAACAGGUACCUGAUAAGAUUGUUAAACUUUGUUCUUUGGACACAGAUUUCAUUGUUCUUGGAAGUGACCAUGGCCUUUAUUAUUGCACUGUUUUGGAAGAAAAUUUAAGUUUUAAAAAAAUUAGCGGUAUAUCAGCCAUAGACAUAUCGUACCACAAUGAUAUCUUAUAUAUUAUUGAUGUACAUGGACGCCUCUACAAAACAAACUCUUGUUUUAAAAACAAAGAAGAAAUUGUUGUUAAAGAGGAAUCAAAGUGUUGCCCUCAUGGCUUUAAAAGUACUAGUUUUAAAGUAAAAUUUAGAAAUGUAGUGACAAGUGAUUUUGGGCAACUAUUUAUUAGCAGUGAUGGACAUCUCUGGGGCUCUGGUGUAAUGCCUCAAAUAGCAUUAGAAACUAAUAGUAUUAAGAAAGUCCCAUUCUUUGAGGGAAGGACAGUAUACAGUGCUUCUGUAGGUCAAGAUUUUGCUGCUGUGAUAGCAAGAAAAAAUGUUAGAAACUCUGGCAACUGUGAUACAGAUAGUGAAAAUGAUGAUGAAGAAGUGUUUGCAUCUAAUUGCUCACAAUGUCAAACAAUUAUAGGGCUGGCUUCACCUGCCUCAGUUCCUUCUUUAUCUGAAACUUGUCCCCUCGGAGUACACAUAAGUAAGUCUAGUGAAGAUUCGAGUAGCACAACCGCUCCUCAGACUGAUGUUCAUGUUGAUGCUCAAAGUCUUACAGAAGAUUCAAGUCCUUCUUCUGAAGAGUCCAAAGUCGAAAAACCUGAUGCCAUACAAUAUGUAAAUAAUAAUUUAGAUACAGAUAAUGAAGUACAAGUAGAAAAUGUUGAUGAUGAUGAUGAUAGAGAAAAUACUGAGAAUGAUCAUAAUAAUACAGAAAAAAUAAAUAAUAUAUUUAUUAACACUGACGCUGCAAGACAGUUUUUAAGUAGACAACUGUCUUGGGUAUCGGCAGGGGAAGAUUAUUUAGUAGAAUAUACAGAGAAACCUACAAGAAUAAUUAAAGAAAAUGUUUCCAAUCUUACAAAUUUUGUUUAUGAAGGCGUUAAAACAGUUGGUGACAAAGUAGCUACUUUAUCUAGACAUGUAAGUGGUAGUAGUGACAACAAUGAAACAGUUGAAAUUUUGAACCGUAACUUCAGUGAAGAAGUAAAUUCACUUAUGUACAGCUGUAUUUCUAACAAAUUUGAAGAUCUUCAAUUUUCAACAAGUACAAUUAGUAGUGAAAAAGAGUUUGAGACAGCUAGAAAGAAUGAGAAUCUCAAAAACAUGUCAAAACUUGGUAAAAAUAUAUUAGCAACUGAGCUGUGGACUUGGGGUGACAUAUCACAUGGACAAUUAGGUAUAGGUGAUACGGUAAAGAGAAUCAAACCAAUGAUAGUUAUGAGUUUAUCCGGUUUUGGCUUGCAAAAGGUAUCUUGUGGUAAAUGGCAUUGCAGUGCAUUAACUUUAGAUGGCAGACUUUUUAUGUGGGGCUACAAUCAUUUCAAUCAAGUUAGCUUUGAUACAAGAGAAGAUAAAAGUAGUCCUAAACAAUUUACAGAGAAUUCUGAUAGUGACCGUAUCAGAGACAUGAUAGCUACUGAUAACCACACCCUUGCCUACACACACAAUGAAAACAUUUUCUAUAUGGGUAAACAUCUAGAUGGAUUUACUGACAGUGUUGUAAAUUUAAAUAAGAAAAAUGAUGAAAUUUCUAAUGAAAAGGAUAAAAAUUGUCAAAGCAAUGUCAAUGAAACUCAAAGUCUUGGCAAUAAAGCCGAAAAUUUGUGCUAUCAUUGGAGGGUACUGUCUUCUGGCAACAUUAGUUACUGUUCUGUAGAGAAAUCCACAAUAUGCCCAGAAUUUCAAAACUUGUCUAUUGCUCAAAGAUAUCUAGAAGAAAUGCUUUUAAUAUAUCAUUCACUAGUAAAGCCUUUUCUCAAAAAGAGCAAAGCAAUAACUACACAUUCCAAUGUAUAUGAAACAGUUUGUGAUAUGUUUAGUGACAUAUUAAAUAUAACUGCUUUGAAUGUUCUAUCAACUUGGCAAUAUGCUGAGAAGCACAUAAACGAAUGUGAUAUUUCAUUAAUAAAAAAUUUAGAAGAAUUUAUUUAUUUAUAUAGAAAGUAUUAUAUAAGUAUAAGCAAUUUAAUUGUUAUUGGUGGUUUCGCUCAUAUUAACAAUAUUGUUGAUGUUCCAUCAAGUAUCUAUAAUUUAUUUAGUGAUCAAUUACCUACGAAUAAGCAGAAAAAUAAUAAAAAGACAUUGGAAGCUGUUGUUUCCUUAGCAUUUGUGCAACCAUUGACAAGAUUAAGCUCUUACAAAUGUAUAUCGCAGUCACUAUUACGUCAUAAAACAAAAAGAAAAAAAGCCGAACACAGAGCGAUUGUAGAGGAAAAAAUAGCCAAAGUUGUUUCAUCAUUAGAUAUUCUAAUAGAAGACCAAGACAAGAAAAGAAAAGAAGCCGAUGUGACUAAAUUAUUUUGGGAAACAAUUGGAAAAAGUUUAGAUUUGUAUAGAAUGCCUGAGAGACGAUUGAUCAGGGAAUCAAAAUCACGACCUUUAAAUUUAGUGAAUCCGGGGCGAUUCAGCAGCCAUUGGUUCAUUCUAUUUAAUGAUUUAUUCGUCCAUGUAAGCGGAAGUACACCAAACGUCCAUCCAUUAGAAACAUUAUGGGUUGAAGCCGUCCCAAACAGUGACUCCUUACAAAAUGCAUUACAGCUUACAACUCCAGAAGAAACAAUAUGUGUUACUACUACUUCUGAAGAAGAAAAAACCGAAUGGUUACAUUCUAUAAAUUCAUCGAUUCGAACAGUUUUAAAUAAAGAAUCAACAUUCAAACCUCCAGCUAUUAGGACAGCCAGUUAUACAUUUUCUAAUAAGGCAGCAUUUUACAAAGAUGCCAAAUACAAUGGACGAUGGCUAGAUGGUAAAAUUCAUGGUAGUGGUAAAAUUGAAUGGCCAGAUGGCAAGUUUUACGUUGGACAGUUUCAAAUGAAUGCUCUAUGUGGUCACGGAAAAAUGGAAAUCCCUGGAGUAGGAAUUUAUGAAGGUCAAUGGAAAGACAAUCUGCAAAAUGGCUAUGGUGUUCUGAAAUAUACAUCUGGUGAUAUAUACGAGGGAUACUUUAAAGAUGGUCAACCUCAUGGUCAUGGGAUUAAAAAACAGGGUGAUUUUACUACAUCUACAGCUACAAUAUACACUGGGGAAUGGGUCGUCGGCGUCAGACAUGGCUACGGCGUCAUGGACGAUAUUGGUAAAGGAGAAAAAUACCUUGGUAAUUGGAGCGACAACAAAAAACAUGGCUGUGGUCUUAUUGUGACCUUGGAUGGAAUUUACUAUGAAGGAUUAUUUACGCAGGAUAUAUUGACUGGUCACGGAGUUAUGGUUUUCGAAGAUGGAACUCAUUAUGAGGGCGAGUUCAGAUCAGCCGGCGUAUUUUCAGGAAAGGGUGUGUUGACCUUCUCAAGUGGCGAUAAAAUUGAAGGUUCUCUCAGCGGAGCUUGGACAGAAGGUGUGAAAAUAUCAAAUGGAGUCAUGCACCUAAAUGUGUCUAAUCCUGUUCUUCCAGACAAUUCAAAACCGAACUCAUUUGGCAAAUUAAGUGUAGUACCAAAUCAGAAAUGGAACGCAAUAUUUCGACAAUGUUUUCAAUGCAUGGGUGUAUCUGAAACCGUUCUAACUCCAAACGGUAAUCAUUUAUCGAAUGGUACGUCCGCUGUAACAGAUAACAUGAAAAUAUGGCAAAAUGUCGCAGUUGCCAUAUCUUGUUCUCAUAAAGAGAAACAUUCCAAUCUUUCUGCAAAAAAAUCUAAAGGGUCCGAUUUGGAAAAGUCAGUAGAUUGCUUAGAAGUCAUACCACAGUUUGGUCAGAAAACGCUGGCUUUGAAUGAUUACAUGGAAUUAAAACAAUAUUUAUAUAAUGCUUGUGAAUCCGCACAUCAUCCUCUGGGACAACUCGUCUUAAGUCUAACUAACGCCUUCAACACAACCUAUGGUGGUGUCCGCGUUCAUCCACUUCUGUUAAGUCAUGCUGUCAAAGAAUUGAAAAGCAUUACUUCAAGACUUUACCAAGUUGUUCGACUUUUGUUUCCAGCGUUACCAUCAGAAGGCACAGAUAUUGUGUUGCCUUAUAAGACUAAGGAGGAUCCAGACGAUAAUGAAGAAAGCAAUCCGAUAGAUGGUGAGGUAGUAUCAGCAGCAUCACUAUUGCAGCCGACAUUAUUGCCUAGAGUACAUCCGGCUUUGUUCGUGUUGUACGCCUUGCACAACAAACGAGAGGACGAUCUGUACUGGAGGAGACUCCUCAAAUGGAACAAACAGCCUGACAUAACACUUAUGGCUUUCCUAGGAAUUGACCAAAAAUUUUGGUCAACCAACCAGAACCAUCAAUCUUCCCCACCUUUCUCCCCUAUGAAAGAACAACUGUUCAAUGAAGCCGUGGAGACCCUCCAGCAAUUGAAGACCACCUUUUCCCCCAUAGAAAAACUCCUCGUCAUACGAAGUACUUUCCAAAAAAUGACGACGGCCGUGCAACAGGAAUUAGGUCAGCAUUAUCUAUGGAGUAUGGACGAACUCUUUCCCGUCUUCCAUUUUGUGGUCGUCCGAGCUCGCAUUCUGCAACUCGGUUCCGAAAUACACUUUGUGGAGGAUUUCCUGGAACCUGGUAUGCAGCACGGCGAGUUGGGACUCAUGUUUACAACGUUAAAGGCUUGUUACUUUCAAAUUCUACAAGAGAAGAUGUCUAUCAACUCUUAGUAUAAUUAUUAUAAGUAAAUCGAAUAAAAUAUUGAUCUCGCAAUAAACGUAAGGUGCGCUUUAAGGCAUGGAAUUUCGCUAGAUGAUGCUAUGUGUUCGUGUUUUUGUCGUUUUAAAUGAUAAUAUUCAAAUUUUAAAAAAGUAUUCAAUAUAUAUAUUAUUUAAAUAUAUAGAGUGUUAGUAGUAUUUGGUCCUACAGUUGUAAGUCGCAACUUGGUCUAACUAUAUUUUGAUACUAAUUGAAUAGAAUACAGCAGAAACGACUCAUUCAUUUAGCGCAUAGACAAGAAUACAUUAUUAAUUAGAUUGUCAAUACGUUCCUACUCAAGGGAUGAGAUUUUCUGUAACAAACAUAAUUAAAGUGACUCAAAUCGACAGAGCGUAUUGGAAGCGUAUAAUGAGUCCACCUGUCUAUAAGAAAUAGUAUUUGAAGACUAUUUUAAUAAUGUGGACAAUUAUAUAGAUGCCAUAUUUUUUGUUAAAUAUAUAACAUGCUAUUUAGCAACAUCCUUGUUAUAAUUAGGUGUUUUGAAAUAAAUACUAUGUUUGAAGUCACGCGAAACUACGCGCGCCCAACAUAUGUGUAUAUAUUUGAACAAACUUUAAAGAAAGAGCAAUGUUUGACCCACCUUCGUAAACUUUUCAAUAGCAACUAAUUAUUUGUUAUAUUUUAAUUAAUGUUGUUAUUUAUUGAAUAACAAAUCUUUAUUGGUCGGAACUUUUUAAUUCCAAAAAUAAAAGAAAUUCUUGCAAACUUAAUGAAAUUUUAUUCAAACCUAAAUGAAAAAGAUUUUCAUAUAUUUGAAAUGAUGACAACUUUUAAGUUUUG